CGCAAAUGGCUGUGAGAGCUCUGAUGGAUCUGUAGCUUGGCUCCGGCUUUGAUGCUCGAUUAUCCGAGGCGGACGGGAGCGCUGGAACGGACUAUGCUUUGCGGGAGACGGAGGACAGGCCUGCAACGUUGGAGAGGGACGGAGAGGGGGAGAGUGAGGGUGUGCAAGAAGAUGGUUGCUGGUGCUGCCCAGCUUGCAACGUCUCCCAAGUCACAGAGUCGAAUACCGGGGUCUGCGACUGUCAAGAACGUGUGUGAGUCUGGAGAAGCAUGGGACCCAAGGAGGACAGGGAAAUUCUUUGCUGUCGUCACUUCUCCCUGUCAAACUGUAUCGAAAUCGCCCAAAAUUGGGUGGAGGACAGAGAUUGCCGGCGCGGGUGGGAACUAUUUUUUUCUGGCCCUCGCUGGGUCCUGGGAGUCGGGACUCCUGGGCGGGAAAACUGCGACAACCCACACCAGAAACAAGCUGGAGCUAACAGAAUAGCCUCAAGCUCCACCGCGUGGCAGCAAGGACUGUGGGAAAGGGCUCAGCUAGAGUCUGCUGGACCGACGUCGAGCCAGUUCGUCUUGUUCCAGGAAGCUUCUGUUGGCUGUGGUUCAUCCGCAGCACCGGCUUCAAACCAGGGAAACCCCUUCAACACAGCAUUUGACCGCAAAGUUGGGAACUGGGCGGUCCCCUGGGGGCCCUGGUGUUGGUGCUUUUCGUUGGCGCCGGUGCCAAUCGUCGCCGCUUCGAGUCAGAGCGCCAGAAGCACUCAGGCCCAACUGUGGAGAAGCCCUUGUCUUUCGUUUCUUCCCGUCCGCGACCGUUGCAAUGGAUUUGCCCUCGAACGGGGGUCAAGAGCCUGGCAAGGCCUGCUGGGGUGUUGCGAAUUCGUGCGGCGCGCCAACAAGUAAGCUCUUUACGGUACCAACUUACCAACGUGGAACUUUCAUUCAGAUCGAGUUUCCGUUGCUGUAGUAGCGCUGACGUCCUAAUGCGCCCAUGUGUUGCGAUGCCGGACAGCAGAGCAGUCCUGCUUGUGUGAGUCUCCGAUCAAGGGCUUUUUCUGCGUUGUGCCCCGACGACAGUGUUUUCUUCUUCGUGCCGCCAUUGAAAUCUCGAAUGCGACAGCCACCCCUCCCCUCAACGGAAGGUCUACUGGCUACGAACGCCCUAGAACAGGUACUCGACUGGGGCGUGGCCACAGAACAGAGAGAAACAACGCUCUCUGAGUCUUCUGCCAGCUGUCUGGAU
Molecule: messenger RNA, 1236 nt
Organism: Colletotrichum godetiae
Lineage: Eukaryota; Fungi; Ascomycota; Sordariomycetes; Glomerellales; Glomerellaceae
Exons: 1
Coding region: 270-896 (208 amino acids)
Source: RefSeq, a predicted model, not a curated record